This is a messenger RNA of Tribolium castaneum (red flour beetle), 4108 nucleotides long. RefSeq names its product forked (gene f). Gene Ontology annotation, biological process: actin filament bundle assembly. Gene Ontology annotation, cellular component: cytoplasm. The transcript is spliced from 10 exons. The coding region runs from base 16 to 3768 and encodes 1250 amino acids. Gene Ontology annotation, molecular function: actin filament binding. The record is from RefSeq and is a predicted model, not a curated record. NCBI's taxonomy places the organism in Eukaryota, Metazoa, Arthropoda, Insecta, Coleoptera, Tenebrionidae.
UGCAAGUAGCAGACAAUGCAAGGACACAAAUUUGAGACGAUUCGAAAGACUUUCACUGGAAAAAUUGUCAGGGAUCGAACGACAAUAGGCGGCACACAUGAGCGGACAUCGCAUCACAAUGAAUAUCCGCUCCACCACCAGUGGAAAAACGGACGCGAAAUGAUCGACACCAUUUCGGAUAUUUUGCGGUUCUUGUGCCUGUGUGUGAUGAUUGAGAAAGGGUCCUGGACCCCCACACCCAUCAUCAAUCAUGAUCCCAAGAAAAGGACACUCAAGGAUAACAACAGUAAGCCAGAGUGGCUGAAGGAGUGGACGAUCAGCAAGGGGUGGAUCCACAACAGGUCGCAUCUUUUGACCCUAGGGAAGGAAAACGAAGAUGACAGUAGCUCGGUAUCCACCGAAGAUAUCGAAGAGCUGAUUUCGAUUGAAACCGAACAGGAGCAGGACGUCUCGUUGAUUUUCCACCAAGUUUCCGAAAAUUACAGACAAAACUUCCCGGAAAACCCCCCAGUCAAGUAUAACACUGAUCUACAACUCCCCGAGAUCUACAAAGAGCGACUGCUGAUGACCAAAGACGAAAGUUAUUUGAACCAAAUCUGGAAACUAAUCAAACCGAAAAAAAAGUCCAGUAAGACCUACAAUUGCAAAUUCACAGUCAAUCAAUUGUACGAACCGACCCAAACAAUCCCAAGAUCUACAAGUUCCACAACCAAGGCCAAGUCUCGCACAAACUUGGGCAAAAACAUCGCAAUUUUCAACACCCUGAACUCGAAAACGAACCUACAUGAGGACCCAAUCUACGAGUGCUCGGAGGAGAACAUGAGCAUCUACAACAACCCGAUCUACGCCCCCUUGACUCGCUAUUACGACUUCCACUCGAACCGCCUUUGCAACAACUUCAAGUACCGGAAACGCCCGGACUUGUCCCAAAAAACGGAAAAAUACAUAAUCCGCCACAUCAAAGUCCGUAUCAUGUUGUCGCUAAGAAUCGGAAAUUUGAAAAAACGCUACAGGAACAUGGCCAGAAAGUCCAGCCUGCGGGAAAGCAUCGAGCGAACACACGCGGAACAGCGCCGAAUCGGCAACGGCAAAACCUCGAUCAAAAUCCAAAAUCUCAGACACGGCCGACUGAACGUUCUCCGCUGGUUGCUCUGGGAGGCGGAAUUCCGCGCGGGCAGCAACAUGCCCGCCUUAGAACGCGCCACCAACACCACCCUGGCACUGCAUUACGCCGCCGCCAGAGGAUGUCUGGACUGCGUCCGCCUUCUGGUCGACUCGACUCCAGACCUGAGUGCCAACACUCAGAUGGACAAUGAUGUCACGCCGGUCUACUUGGCCGCCCAAGAGGGCCAUUUGGACGUCCUCAAGUUCCUAGUUUUGGAGGCGGGCGGCUCCCUCUACGUCCGCGCCAAAGACGGCAUGGCCCCCAUCCACGCCGCCUCCCAGAUGGGCUGCCUCAACUGCGUCAAAUGGAUGAUACAAGAGCAGGGGGUGGACCCCAAUUUACGGGACGGCGACGGAGCGACUCCGCUACACUUUGCCGCCUCUCGGGGGCAUCUCGAGACCGUCCGUUGGCUGCUCAAGCACGGCGCGAGACUGUCGCUCGAUAAAUAUGGUAAAAGCCCCAUCAACGAUGCCGCGGAAAACCAACAAGUCGAGUGUUUGAACGUGCUGGUGCAACACGGGACGACUCCGGACUACAAAGAUGGAAAGAAGAGUUGCUCGUGUACCAGGAAGAGCGAGCAGUUGAAAAGGGGGAACAGUGUCGGGAGUGACUGCUCGAGCUGCAAACCGGCUGAAAACGACAACUCCGAGCCGUUCUAUCUGCACCCCCCGCUGGGCGGGCGCGCCAUGGAGGCCCCACACGCCCCCCAGGACGGCCUGUACAUCAACCCCAUGAACAACCACAGACACAGCGCCUCGAGCGCGUCGGAGACCAGCUCCAACGAAAGCGUCAACGGGGAGUCCUUCUACCUGCACAACCCGCAGGAAGUGAUCUACAACCGCGUCAAGGACCUGUUCGAGGCGCCCCAAAGACAGCCUCUCUCUGCCCUCACAGUAAAAGUGGAAGUACACUCCAGCAGCAGCGGAGCGGGGUCAGACGAGAACCUCUCAUCUUCGGACCUCUCGGAGCGUUCCGGCGACCACGACCACGACUACGAAGACAUCUACUUGGUCCGCGAAGAGUCCGACAAAAAAACAGACAAGCAAGCAAAUGUUCGUUCGCGGUCGCGCGACAGCGGAUCACACAGCCGUUCCGGGUCGGCGAGUUCGUCCAAUUCGGGAUGCAACGUCGUGGUGAAGGUUACACCAAAUAAGAAAACCAACGACUUUUUGCCCAAGCCGCAAAAGUAUGAGAAAAUCGAGAAGAAGAAGGAGGAGGAGGAGGCCGAGAAGACCAAGCAGGGGGAGAGACACUCCGUACCGCCGAAGAACGUAACGCCGAACACGAAGGUGUUGAAAAGGGUGACGUCGACGCCGGGGAAUAUCUGCCCGCCGCCGCCGCCGCCGCCACCCCCACUGAGUGAAAAGAAGGAAGUAGCGGAAGAGGAUGAACCACGAGGGGCCGAAGUGGUGGAGAUUGUGGAGGAGGCGACGCUCAAGCCGUCGGAGAUCGCAAAAGGGAUGUGUAAGACGAUCUCGGCGUUAACGACUCGCCGACUUAACUCCUCCUGCUCGGACCUGACCAUUGUUAGUCUAAGCACCGAUACCGACGACACCGAGAAGCACGGACCCAACUUGGUCAACAAGCAGAGAGUGUUACCUUUCAUCCCUCCGAGUUUCCCCGGAAGUGCCAACUCGAACAACUUGAUCAAACCCUCCGAAUACCUGAAGAGCAUCAGCGAUAAGAGAUCGUCCGCAUCCUCGAUUAGGAGCAACUCGGAGAGCGAAGAAGUGGUUAUGACGGCUGAAGACAAGGAAACUCAGAAAAUCCAAGGACCGCCGCCACCACCCCUUCCCGAAACGACACCAAUCGAGCAAAACGGAAAGAUCGAAACCAACACGGAUACAGUCAAAAAACAGCAACAACCACUCUCUGCCAUAAGUAUCCAAGACCUAAAUUCGGUCCAAUUGAGAAGAACGGACAAGAUGGUCGCGUCCAAAACCUUCUCCGCUCCUACCAGAAGCAUGAGUCUUCAGUGUUUGCAAAGUGAGCCGUUUUUGGCACAAAAAACCGACCUAAUCGCCGAACUCAAACUCUCAAAAGACAUACCAGGAAUAAAAAAACUGAAAAUCGAACGAGCCAAAGUGGAAGAAACGCGCGAAAAGCAACUCUACACCGAAAUUUCGAAACAAUUCACUGCGACCAAAUUCGUGGAAAAGAUUCCUGAUAAAGACAACACUGGCAACGUCAUACCGGCCUGGAAACGCCAGAUGUUGGCGAAGAAAGCGGCCGAACGGGCGCGCAAAGAGCUCGAAGAGCAGAUGUUGAGAGAGGCGGAAGAAAAAAGAUUGCAAGCGAUACCACAAUGGAAGCGCCAAUUAAUGCAGAAAAAAGAAGAGGCGGAAAACAAAAUGAGGUCAACGAUCUACACCCCGAAAGUGGUGGACGAUCCCCGAUCCUUGAAAAUCCAAGAAACACACGAGUGCCUCAAACAGACCGCCCAGCCGGAAGAGAAGAAACCGGCCGAGGAUAUCAAUAAUAACGAAAGUGUGAAGGAAACGGUCAGCCAGACGGAAGAGGAAGAGCCCGACGAAGACACGAACAUAAUACCAUGGCGAGCGCAGCUCAGGAAAACCAACAGUAAACUGAAUUUAUUGGAUUAGUCGCUAUAGUUCCGUUGUUAUUUCCAAUCGUGUAAAGUGUAAAAUCGUUGUUAUCUGUUUUAUAUUUUAAGGUAACAGUUGCAAUAUUAGACUAAGUUAAGACAAGUCAAUUAUGUGAUGUAUGUUUUUUAUUACUUUAAGACUAGGUUGUAUUUUAGCAAUAAAUUGACUGAGGCCGGCUUUACCGGCAAUUACCUAUUAAAUUAUUGGAAAUUGUAGCUCGGCUACCAUUUUAAGCUUGUGAAGGUUCGGGAACAGUCUUGCUUUAAUAUUCAAAUUUCUGAACAUGUAUUGUAUCAUAUUGUAGUCGCUUUUCAUAUAAUAAAACAUAAUAUGAAAA